This is a messenger RNA of Aedes albopictus (Asian tiger mosquito), 3074 nucleotides long. It is a transcript of the gene Tmep, whose product is annotated as transmembrane protein 184B. Gene Ontology annotation, biological process: transport. The transcript has 10 exons. Bases 462 to 1778 code for a protein of 438 amino acids. The record is from RefSeq and is a predicted model, not a curated record. Gene Ontology annotation, molecular function: transporter activity. NCBI's taxonomy places the organism in Eukaryota, Metazoa, Arthropoda, Insecta, Diptera, Culicidae. Gene Ontology annotation, cellular component: membrane.
UACGCUCCUUGCAUCAUCCUCAUCAUCCGCGCAUUCGAGUACGGGACGUCGUCAUCGUCGGAGUUGUCUCUUUGUCCGUCUGUGCUGUGCGUGGUUUCGAUUGCGAAAAAGUUUUCCUUCAUUUUCCCUGCAGUUUUCAGGUUUUGUAACAGUGGAAACUGGUGCAGAAGAAGCAAAAGCUGGGAAAGUGAAAGUGUGUUACAACUGUGCUGAGGGGAUCAUUCCGGAGGGUCACUGUGCGGCAAAGUGCGUUCUAAAUGUAGGUUACAACAAGUGAUAGUGCCAAGCAAUUCCCAGAAGUUGUAUAGGGGAAAGCUGCGAAUCUUAGUCGAAGCCUCUUGGCUCAAAUCUGUGAAAGUGAAAUACGGUGAAGCGGAUAAGGUACUGUCCGGGUUCGUGCACUGUACUGCAUCCCGGUUGGACAACGGUGGCGCAGGUGUCUACGGGAGCAAGGCAGCAACAUGAGCAGUACGGAACAUCCACCGGGAGAUCUGGUCAAUGGUAGUACGAUCAGCCCGAAGCCGACUAUUGUUGUCCACCAUAAUGGGGCAGCGGCGGCGCUGGGCAUCGAUCCGCUGAUUAGCCACGUCGGUGAUGGUAUCUUUCUGCAGACGAAGACCGCCCAGGGACUGGCGGGCAUCUUCGUGUGGAUUGCGCUGUUCAUCACGUGUCAACAGAUCUAUCAACACCUCCGAUGGUACACAAACCCCCAGGAACAGCGAUGGAUCGUUCGGAUAUUGUUCAUCGUCCCCAUCUAUGCCACCUACUCGUGGAUUAGUUUACUAUUUUUCAACUCGGAAAGUGUCUACGUAUACUUCUUCACCGUGCGGGACUGCUACGAAGCGUUCGUAAUCUACAACUUCCUGUCGUUGUGCUACGAAUACCUCGGCGGUGAGGGCAACAUCAUGUCCGAAAUCCGCGGCAAACCAAUCAAAUCGUCCUGCCUGUACGGGACGUGCUGUCUGGCCGGAAAGACCUACACCAUUGGGUUCCUGCGGUUCUGCAAACAGGCCACCCUGCAGUUCUGCCUGGUGAAACCGCUGAUGGCAUUCAUCAUCAUCUUUCUGCAGGCCUUCGGACACUACCACGACGGUGACUGGAGUGCCGAUGGUGGCUAUAUCUACAUCACCGUCAUCUACAACAUCUCGGUUUCGUUGGCCCUGUACGGACUGUACCUGUUCUAUUUCGCCACCCGGGACCUGCUGACGCCGUUCGAUCCGGUGCUCAAGUUCUGCACGGUGAAAUCGGUUAUUUUCCUCUCCUUCUGGCAGGGUGUCGGACUGGCCAUCCUGGAAAAGGCUGAAGUAAUCUCACCCAUUGUGGACGCUGGUGGUUCAACCACAUCGGCUGGUACGGUGUCCGCCGGUUAUCAAAAUUUCUUCAUCUGCAUCGAAAUGCUGUUUGCGGCGAUUGCCCUGCGGUAUGCGUUCCCGUACCAGGUGUAUGCCCAAAGCUGCAUGACUGACGCGCACGGUAGAUCCGUGACGAUGCAAUCAAUAUCCAGCAGUUUAAAGGAAACGAUGAACCCGAAGGAUAUUAUGACCGACGCGAUACACAACUUCCAUCCGCAGUACCAACAGUAUACGCAGUACAGCUCAGAAUGUCCAUCACCGGUCUAUCUUGCAAAUAAAAUAAAACUACCGAGGAAAUCACAGGCAGCUCAAUACCUUCAAAAUUACUAUCAACUACGUGAGGAUGAACUGUACAUAAGCGGCUACAACAGCAGUAACAUCAACAGCAACAACAACGCCUUAUCGAACACAGGGAAUCAAUUCUGAAGUCUCUUCGUUCCACAAUCUUUGUAAGUUGUGUCCCAGCAGCCCUACGAGCGCCUCUAACUGCGAUAUUGGCUUAAAUCAAACCUGACCGCAAACUAACUAACGAAACAAAACAAGUGCCUUCCACCUUGGUGGGCAAUGGGAGAGUGAAAUCUUCAAACUCAACUGAAAAGAACUCUUUGGUGAUCUACAACUGCAGUAACAACAACCGUCAAAGUACAUUUUAUAUUUUAAUCCUAUGAUAGUUUAGUAAGAAAAUUCACAGCUCCUGCUCCUUCUGUCUCGGUAGCAAAACAAGCAAGGAAGUUAAAUUAAACCUAAAGCUUUUAACAUAUUUUUCACAUGAAUUUAACUGAAAUUGAUCAAACUAUUUUAAAAUCGGAGAAUAUUCAAUGUGAUUCCUACGCAAAACUCUUAAACCGUAGGAUUGCAAACGCCGCUUAGGAAAUAAUCGUGAAUGAUACUUAUUUUACAUAGUUUUACAAAGCAGCAUUAAAAUUAGUAAGCGGAAUGAAAACACGUGUAUCAUAAUUAAAGACUUUUGACCUACAGUAAGCAAUUAUUAGCAAUAGAACAAUAUAGUAACAGCAUACAUUUAAGACCGUUUGAACCUUUCAAAACUUAGUCUGUGCAACCCGUGAAAAGGUUCUCGACUACCUAACUAGCCCAGACUUUGAACGUACUUAUAGGAAAAGCAUAACAAGCUUUCUCCUGGUUUUAAGCAAAAAAAAAAUGAGCAACUAUUUGGAAUUCUCUGACAUCUGAGAAGUAAUAUUUGCACGCCAAAUAUCAUUUCCUAACCUUUAAUCCACCAUUCGCUUCCAUAUUUGCCUGUUCGUUUCAUUUCGUCUUCUGACCCUCAAACUAAAAUCAUCUCUUGUCUGUAAAAAAAGCUUACUUUCAAUGUGAUCUAUUGAUGAAUGCUUGCAAAUAUUACUGCUUGGAUUUCUUUCAUCUGCCUGCUAUUUGAGCAUUAUCUGCAUUGGAAUGUACUUACCUAUAAUAGAUGUGUUCGUUUAUGUUUGGAUUCAAGUGAAAAUUAGCGAUUUCAUUUUUGUUCAAUGAUGAAGCAUGUUGAUGUCAAAUGUAACGAAACAGUCGUGUUGUGCAAGGACGAAAGGUAGAGUAGUAGGUCGAUGUCGGUAGCUGAAAAUGUGAAAAUUAUUGUGAAAGGAAAGCAGGACGAAGGUAAACGGUAGGGGGCGAUCGGUGCAAGCACCUUCUAUCAACUCCCCUGCUUGUAAGUAAGUACCUUUUUAAGACGAUUAAGUAAAAAAAAAUAUUGUAUUUAAAAUA